Molecule: messenger RNA, 1675 nt
Organism: Pseudophryne corroboree (corroboree frog)
Lineage: Eukaryota; Metazoa; Chordata; Amphibia; Anura; Myobatrachidae
Product: KIAA1143 ortholog
Exons: 4
Coding region: 226-705 (159 amino acids)
Source: RefSeq, a predicted model, not a curated record
CACCCACUGUCGGAGACUUCGCUGCUCCAGGCCAAUUGUUGCACAGAAGCGUUGAGGCUGUGUCGGCCAUCUUUGUGACGGUCACACGGCCGAGUACACAGACUUUGCUGCUAUUUACUGCGAAUGCUUGUUUGAUUAUAUGACCCACCUGAGCCGCCGUCUUUUUAUUCACCGCGAAGCAUUGUGAGCAAUGCAUGUGAGCUGGGUUAUUAUUAAAUAGAAGCCAUGAGUAAAAGGAAUCCAGCGAGUAAAAGGAAUCCAGUGUCGUAUGUGAAGCCUGCAGAGCCCUCUUUCCUCAGAAAAUUCAAGAAGGAUGUUGGAUACAAAGAAGGUCCAACUGUAGAUACCAAGCGACAAGAGCUUCCUGUGACAGCAGAUGACAGUGAUGGCAGUGAUAAGGAGGAUGAACAGCCGCAGGUCGUAGUGCUUAAGAAGGGCGACCUUUCAGAAGAUGAGGUUAUAAAAAUUAAACAACAAAUCAAAGAAAGUACAAAAGAUGAGGAGCCAGUACCUGCUGAUGGAAAGAUCAUGUUUAGAAAGCCAGAAAAACGAUCCACUGGUGACAAGUUUUCUGGUAUAAAUACAUCUUCUAGUAAGAAAAAGAAACCAGAAGAAACCACAGAGUCUUCAUCUGUCAAAUCCAGCCAAAAACAAGUGAGGAAUAGCAGCUUACUCUCUUUUGAUGAUGAUGAAGAUGAAGAUUAGACCAUGGCCUUCAAGAAAGCCGGAUUUUCAUUUUAUUAAAAUUGCUGGGAUCUACAGUACUCCUUCCAAGUUAUCCUGCUGAAACCACUAAUGACGUAUUCAAUUUCUGCAGUACAUUUUGUUAGUUUUGAUAAUAAAUCCUUGUUUAGAAUAUUUCCUAUUACCUGUUAUAAGUGAGUUACAGGCUUACAUUGAAAUAUAAUACAGGUUCUAUUUAAUUAAGACAUACUGUAUUGUAAUACAUUCAGCUAGAGGAAGUGGAACAAAAUGCAUAGAAAAAAUACUAUGAUAUGUUGUCGGAGCCUGGUCUGUGUUUUGUUCCCUUUCCUGAAAUUAGAGAAUAAUAAUUGUUUACACAUGGAAAAUCCAUCACGUGUUCGAAGUGGCUACCAUUAGUCAUUCAUUACCACCUCUUAAGGCGAGAUUCAUUUAUAAACUUUCCUGUUAGCUGGCACUCAGUACUGCAAAUUACGGGUAACUUACCACUUAAUGGAAAAUAACUUUACAUGUUUUUUAAUGGAUUUUUAAUGGAAUAGGUUUCAUUAUUUUCAGUUUAUCUACAAAUAUUUAAACAGUGUCUAAAGUUGAAUCAUUUUCUUUUGUUUUGUACAAGUUUUUCUGCAUUUGAGAUACAUUUGUGUAUAUAAAUGAAGUGAUAAUUGUACGGUUGAUAUGCUGUUCUCUGGCUCUGACUAAGAGCAGCCAGCAACAAAUGUAUGAAUAAACUCAGUCUUUUCUCUGAUAAACCCUCUGCCCUAUGUAACUAUUGUGUAAGUGGUGUAGUACAGAGGAUGGCAUAGAUUUUUUGUUUAAAUCUGUGUGCUUUAAAUCUCUUGGAAUUAGUUUAGAAGGAAUGCCAUACACCGUUACACAUUUUGAAAACCUUGGGCCUAUGUGUGUUUAACGUGAAAGGCUGUCAUGGAACCAUAAAUAAUUUUAUGUGAAAAUAAAAUGCAAUUUACUUAAAUUA